UCCGACGAUGAACUUGACUAUGAGGAUGGCCUUUGCGAUAACUGCGGUGAAGAAUGUCGUACGUUGCAGCCAAUUGAUGAAGUGAAGCUUUGCUAUGUAUGCCGAAUGUACUAUAAGCAUCUUGUUUCGAAAGAAGACAGGCGAGAUGACGACGGAAGUUCACGACGUGAUCGUGUACGCGGCAGUCACACAUGGACUGAAGAGGAGCGAAUGAUUGCUUUCCAUUUUCUCGGCACGAAAACACCGGAUAAGGUGAAGAGUUUUUAUACUGAGAUGAAAGAAGAUAUAGACAAAUUGCUAGAAAAGGAAAUCCGAGCAGAUGAAGAGUUGGUCACUUCGUUUGAUGUCGAAAAGGAACUGGGUGCAGAGGCGACUAAACCUGUGGAAAUAGUAAACCUUGAUUGA
Cylicostephanus goldi is the source of this 405-nucleotide messenger RNA. Lineage: Eukaryota; Metazoa; Nematoda; Chromadorea; Rhabditida; Strongylidae. The record is from the annotation of a GenBank genome assembly.